Messenger RNA from Scophthalmus maximus (turbot), 7207 nucleotides. Its product is annotated as desmoglein-2. The record is from RefSeq and is a predicted model, not a curated record. Bases 67 to 4740 code for a protein of 1557 amino acids. Gene Ontology annotation, biological process: homophilic cell-cell adhesion. Lineage: Eukaryota; Metazoa; Chordata; Actinopteri; Pleuronectiformes; Scophthalmidae. The transcript is spliced from 14 exons. Gene Ontology annotation, molecular function: calcium ion binding. Gene Ontology annotation, cellular component: plasma membrane; desmosome.
CUGACUCAAGUGGGUGUGUACACUCAGAAAGGACAUGCUGGCAUAUGCUGUGACUUCCCUGAGCUCAUGGCCAAACUUUCCCUCACAGAAAUGGGUCUGCUGCUUCUAUUGGUGUUGGCCUUGAUGCUCAGUACUGAGGCAAGACAGAAGAGGCCACAGACACUAAAGAGACAGAAGAGAGAAUGGAUUCUUCCUCCUGCCAAGCUGCUGGAGAACACUGACUACACCCAUAAGGAAUUCAUUGCCAAGAUUCGCUCUGAUAAAGACAAAGGUGCAAAGGUGGAGUAUUAUCUCUCUGGACCAGGAGCGGACAAACCACCCUUCAACCUCUUUGUGGUAGACCAGUACACUGGCUUUGUAACCGUCACUGGUAUUCUGGACCGGGAGAAAUACCCCUCCUUCAAUCUAACAGGAAUUGCCAAACACAUAGAUGGAACCUUAGCAGAAGACAGCAUACCAAUGAUGGUCACAGUCCUGGACCAGAAUGAUAAUGCUCCAACUUUUGAGCUGCACACUGGGAAUAUCACAGAGGCGAGCAAAAAAGGAACCUUUGUUAUGCAGAUUGAGGGGAAAGAUAAUGACCAAGCUGGAACAAGUAAUUCAGAGAUCUCCUACAGCAUUGUCAGUCAGGAGCCAGAGGGCACAGGUCACAUGUUUACUAUCGACAAAAAGACAGGAAAUCUGUAUGUCAACGAGCCCACACUGGACAGAGAGACGUAUGACUCCUACAAACUGGUCAUAAAGGGGAUUGAUUUGGGUGGGGCAGCAGGGGGGCUAACAGGGACUGGAACUGUGGAGAUCAAGGUUCUGGACAUCAAUGAUAAUAUCCCCACUCUGGAAAAAUCUGAGUACUCUGGGACAGUGGAUGAAAAUGUUAUGGAUGUGGUUGUGAUGAGAAUCAAAGCUCUGGACAAAGACCUUGAAAACACAGACAACUGGGUGACUGUCUUUUCAAUCGCCAAAGGAAAUGAGGAUAAUAUAUUCUCCAUUGAGACAGACAAAGAAACCAAUGAGGGCAUCCUGAAGCUGAUCAAGCCUCUGGAUUUUGAAGAAAUCCAAAAUCUUGAGCUUGGCCUUCUCAUUGAGAAUGUAGCUCCUUUUUUGGAGGGUGGUGCUAUUCUAAUGGAUGUGGAUGUUAAGGUUGGACAGGGCGGUCCCCUGCUUUCCGGUGCUGCUGCUGCUGGUGUUGCAGCUGGUGUGAGUCCAGGUGCAGACUUGGGAGUAGACUUGGGGGAUAAGGCAGACAUUGACAUUGAAGGGGGUGGGGAUGUAGGUCUUAAUCCUUGGGCAGGGCUUGCACCAGGAAUUGGAGUUGGGCCUGGAGUAGGUGUUGGACUUGAGACUGGUGUCAAACCUGGACCAGCAACAAAGCCACAUGAACCAGUGAAAAGUUAUCCCAUUAAGAUAUCAGUGAAUAAUGUACCAGAGGUUCCAGCAUUCAUACCUGAUACCAAGACCGUCCCUGUAUCAGAAGAUCCAAAUGAAGCGACUGAGGAUGGUGUGAUCACGGUGUUUGCUGCUGUUGAUCCAGACACAGGAAAACCAGCUGAAGAUGUCAGCUAUGCUAAAGGCUACGAUCCAGACAGUUGGUUAACCAUCAAUGCAGAAACAGCUGAGAUCAAACUCAACAAGAUACCCGACAGAGAGUCAUCAUUCUUGGUAAAUGGUACCUACAUUGCCAAGAUUCUGGUCAUGACCAAAGACAUACCAUCAAAGACAGCCACAGGAACAAUAGCCAUUCAAGUCACUGACUCCAAUGACCAUUGUCCCACCCUCAUCACCAAGCACAACAGUCUGUGUUCCAAUGAAAAGACAGUGUUUGUCACUGGCUGUGAUGAAGAUGUUAGUCCUAACAGUGCACCAUUCACGUUCAGAAUUAUAACUGAUGGGACACAAGGCAACUGGGUUGUAGAAGUCAUCAAUGAGACAAGUGCUGCUCUUCACUCUCAGGAGCCACUGUGGCCUGGUUCAUAUGAGCUCCAACUGGAGGUGCUGGAUGCUCAGGGUCUGUCCUGCUCAGCCAAUGAGGUUGUUAUUGUUGAUGUUUGUACCUGUGUGGAAACAGAGGCCUGCAGCUUAAUGGCAGCCAGACUAGGAACCACAUCACCUAAGCUUUCUGCCCCAGCCAUUGGCCUGCUGCUGAUGGCAAUGUGCUUACUGCUGUUCAUUCCUCUUCUGUUGUUGCUCUGUCACUGUGGAGGAAAAGACACUAUCUUUCCUGAAAAAUUUAAUGAUCUUCCAUUUGAUGCCAAAGAACACCUCAUAUCAUACCGAACUGAAGGCAGAGGCGACGAUAAGGCAGUGCCACUACAAAAUGUCCCUAUCACGUUGGGUACGCAAACAUUUUUUGGAACAGCACCAGCAUCAAACUUCACCCAGCAUCAAACUCCGACAACAUUUCAGACAGCUACAAUCUAUAAUAAGUUUGAGGAAAGCAGCCAAAGUUUGAGGGAGGUCAAUGAUGCCUAUAGGUUUUCAAGGGAAGCAUUCAACCAUGGCAAUGGCAAAGCACUGCAGUUCAGCAGGAAAAGACUUGGCAUCCAAAACAGAACAGUUCUGUUUGAGGACAUAGCCCUACCUGACACAUUCCUCGAUGACUACUACUCACAGAAAGUGGUGUGUGCUCUGCCAGUGAAGGAUGGUCUGUUGGAGUAUGAUUUUGAAGGCCAUGGUUCCUUUGCUGGCUCAGUGGGCUGCUGCAGCUUCCUGGAGUCUGACAAUGACCUACAGUUCUUAAAUGACUUAGGGACAAAGUUCAAGACUCUGGCUGACAUCUGUUCCCCUCCUAUAUCAAAACCCUCUCUAACCUGCAAAGAAGGAGAUGUGGUCCACACUACUGUUGAUUUUGCUGAACCAGUUAUUAAGCCCCAAAUUGAGCACAUUGUUGAGACAAAGAAUGCCAAUAUAACAUCUACUAACAUCUCCAAAUUAUCCGUCAAUACUGUAAGCACUGAGCCACCAUCCAUGAAACACCAUCACUCUAAGGUUACUAACAUCAGUCAUUCCUCUAAUAUCAGGUAUUCUGCUACUCUUCCUCGUCCUGUUCAAGCUGUUGUACUUGAGCAGCAGCCAGUUUACUACACCACCAGCCCUGUGAUACAACCCAUGCACUAUGUAAUUCAACCACAGUUACAGAGCACAGUUCUUUUGGCAGAUGUGGCCCAUGGAACCAAUUUUACAGGCCUCUAUGUAGUCAGUGGAUCCCAGAGUCCUUCUGGACUCACAAUCAGUGGGCUGAAAAACUCUCCUUCUGGUCAUGUUAUCCCAGGAUUAGAGAGCUCCAAAAGCUCUGCCAACCCUACCACUCCAGUCAGCCCCACAUUGUUGCUACCUGGUAGCUCAAUUGUGUCCCCGGGCUCACUCCCUGUAGAGGGUUGGAAAAUGAUUUUGCCAAAUCCUGAUGACAAUUAUAUUUUCUUGAAAGAUAGAAGUAGUCCACCUAAGGCACUGGGGGUGGACCCAGGCUCAUCUCAGGGCACUUUGUCAAGAGAUGCUAUCCUGGUAAAAGAGGAUGCUCCCCCUCAGGGGGUGUUAGGCCCAGCAGCUCAGGGGAGUGUGUAUGGCAUUCUGCCAGGACACAUUGUUGCUAAAAUGGGGGGUGUUGUUGCAGUAAAUACCAAUUUGGGGCAAACAUGGUGUGGGCACCUAGAACAGGUGGGGUUUUUAAGGCUGGUUACAGUUUUGGGAGUUGAUGAUGGGCAGCCAAGAAUUGGAAUGGCACAUGUGAUUGCAGUUAAGCCAGAAGUCACAGUAGCUGGAAUGUGCCCACCUGGGGUAGAUACAGUGGGUAUUAAGCAGAUUACUGUAAAACAUUUCCAAGGAAUUUAUUCACAGGAGCAAACAAUCGAAUAUGAUGUUGUUCUUGAAGCUAGAUCUGAUAGGCUAGAGUCGCAAAAGGAAGAACAGACCAUUAAUGUUGAAAAUAACUUCACUACUGCGGAAACCACUAAAACACAUGGACCCUUAAAGGAAGGGGUUAUAAUGGAAAAUAAGUUCAAGGACAAUGGUGAUCCAGAUCAGAUGGCAGCUGAAGAGACACAAUCAGAGGAUGUAAUCAUCUUCACAUUAGAGCAGGACACAACUGUAGAUUAUGCUAGUAGGUUGGUCAAAGUUGUAUAUGAAAACAAUGAGGAUAUCCAAGCAUCAAAAAAGUUUUCUGAUAUAAAUCUUGAGAAAGCUACAGUGACAUUAUUAGCAGGGUCAGAUGUACUACAUAAAUCAUUUGAGCAGUCUGACAGCACAGUGAAAUCAGGAGUUAUAAGAGCUGAAAUUUUCCCAGAUCAACUAAAUACAACCACUGAUGUGUCAGCAAACAAACAUACAAAUACAAACAAACAGAAAAGUCAGACAUCAGAACGCAGUUACCCACAAGAUAAUGCAGGAGAAGCUAAGCCUAUACAAUCAGAACAGCAGGAAAAACAUAUUAUCUCUGUAUGUUUUUCUAAGGAAUAUAUAGUAUGUAUGAUCACUCAACUAUCUUGCACAGAAACUGUUUACCAGGAUCAGAUAUUGAUUUUGUUCAUAAAAAAAAAAAAAAAGAUAAAGUGUACACAUGAAGAGGAUGCUACUUCUAUUAUAGACCAUGUCAAGAUUGUAGAUGAACAAAUACAUGGUAUCACAGAAGAAAAUGUGGGCAGACAGGAAGCAGGAGCUUUGAUAGAAGGGGAAGAAAGUAAAUCUCCUCAGCUCAGCAUAGUUGAAGGUUCAGAGGACAUGCUUUUAUCAGAACCUCAAUCAUAGCAGCGGUAACAUAUUUUGACAGGCGGGUGCGGUGGACUUGAGUGAUCCGAACAAAGAAAACCUAGUGUGACAGGAGUGGACUCUCCCCAUGUGCAUUGUGUUUCGGGGCUUCACUGGUCGGGGCUCAAACAUACGCGCUAGCAAGGAGGCUUAAACACGAGGGUGCUAGUGUUUGUCGCUAGUACAUCUUUAGGGUGUUGGGGAGUGAGGUUUACACACUGCACAUCAUUCGACUGGCUGGCUAACAUUACACUAAUGCACAUCCCAAGGCAGAAUUCAGAGUUGAACUCCCUCACAGAGAUGUCUGCAAUGCCACCAUGUAAGGAAACCGUACUGGCUUACCUUAACUGUUUUACACAUGGCAGAGUCAUGAGAUUUAUCAUUGACAGUGUCAUUUUAAUACAAUGUGUCUGUUAAUUUUCUUUAGUCCUCUUCUAGGCUCUAGCUGUUUUGUUUUUUUCUUUUUCCUUUUAAAGAAAACAUGUCAAUGAUCUCUGCUGUGAGUUUGGUGGUGACUCCUUGAGGAGGGAGUUUGGCAGCACCGCCCACACCCCCACUUGACCUCAAUCAAAGGAAUUCACAGAGGAUCAAAGUGAAAGGGAUCUGAAGGAAGAUAAAAGUACAUCAGAGAAUGUUGUUUCAGAUUUAGGAAGGAAUCAGGUUUUUGACAUUUUUCACUGUAUCCAGGCAGAUGAGAAUCUGGUGAAAAUGACAACUGGCACCAUUGAUGCACAUGACGUGAUGAAGACAGAGCAGGAAAAACUCUAGAUUCUGAAAGGGACUCAAUACUGUGGAUGAUGUAUUGUCAACAAUGCCUUCAUAUGAGAUUACAGGAGACACUGAAUGCAUACUACUGGCUAGUAGUUGUUUCUUUAAUAACAUUUUUAGAUUGUUGUUCUUGUUUCUUGGAUCCUAAUGCACUUUCACUUAGCUGUGACACAACUUUUGAAACCUGGUGCUACAGACACCAUAGUUGUAGAUUCGAUCACGACCGGUUCACUUAACUAAAUUGUGAACCGGUGUCUGAAGUGACAUUAAUCUCUGAGCAAGAAGUCUGGAGAGCAACUGGACUGUUGUAGAUUCUUGAAGAUCUCAUCCAAGAGGUUUCUUCAGUUCUGAGUUUUCUGUUGAAUGGUCAGCUCAGAUUUCAUCGAUGAUGGAUAUAAGAAACAUCCCAGAUGAUGGUGCAGCUAAUGCAUCUGGUCAGGUAACACCAACAUCUUACUCAUAUAGAUGAACAAGACCACAUCUUCGCUGAUUACAAACAUUAACCGCAAGUUUAUUACAAAGAGUGGCAAUGAGCUGAGAAGCAUUUGCAAUUUGUUCAGGAUUAGAGGAAGCUGUUUACAUGGAAGUUGUGCACCUGAGUACUUGUUGAGUAGUUGUUGUCAGGUGAAUCCUGUAAAGCUCAGACAAAUUUCUUAAAAUAGUAAAAGGACCCCAACCAGAGUCCUCAACAUCCAUAAAGCCACUCUGGAAAGUGUAAGCAACAGUGAUUCCUCUCAGGUAUAUGCUGCUCUGAUGACUAAACAGUUUUCCAUCAUGUUAAAUAUGGAGAUAAUAUGCCCCUGUUGAAAUGGCAAAUAGACAACAUUUUCAAAACUAAAUCCUUGUCACAUUCACAACAGGGCAGAAAGGCUGGUUUACCGAGAAAAGGUUAUAUGGAAUGCUUCUGUUAAGACCUCCAGCUAAUAAAGUGAUCAAAAAUAUAUUUUUAAAUUGAAGUUAGCCUGUCUAACUGAACAACUUUAUGCUGAAACAUAAACAAUUGGCAUAGUAGCAAAGGAGUCCUAAAAGCAACAAUACUGACUCCGAAAUGUGUUUACACAGCAUUUAAAAAUCAACUAACUUUAGUCACUGUGAGCUUUUGGUCAUACCUGAAUUAAGAGAUUUAGUGUGUUUUCUGCAUUACUGCUUUCUAAACGUACAUCGUGUAACUUUUAAAGCGCAUCAGAAUUUCUGGCCAAAUAAAUGUGAGCUAAAUUCUCAUAUUGAUGACACUGAAUGUGUGUUCUGUGUUUAUCAAGGCAUGGAAAUAAGAUAUCAUGCAAAGAGCUUUUACAUACUCAGAAUUAUGUCUGUACUUAGCAUGUCAAAUGAUAGCAAGUUCCACUGCAGUUUAUAUAAUCUUGGUGGUGGGUUGACCCUUUUGUUUCAAAUAACUUUCACAUUGAGACUUUAAUAUCUUGCAUUCUGUAUCUUCAAGUUUCCCAUGUAACCAUAUCUGUGUUAGAGGCAUCUCUUCUAUUGAAAUGUAAAGAAGCAUCGUUUGGGCUUGCCUUUUUUACUAGACUGAUUGAGUGACUCGUCUGAUUCAUGAAAACACAUGUCUGCACCUGUAUGUUGGCGUCAGCCUGUUGAAGCAGUAGUUUGAUGGUUUUAUAUUUUAAUCAGGGGAUAUGAUUGCCAUUACUUAUAAAAUAACAGAUUACAGUCAUCAUAAGUUAUAAAUGAAUUUGAAACAAUA